CAGCUCUGCACUCGAGCAAAUGACAAUUCAUGGCCGCUGCUGAGUUUGAACUCAUGCAUGAGAGAUCUGCUUCUCCCCAGCUCUUUCAUUGUUUCAACCUGCUCACCAGCUGCUCACUGCGCGAGCAAGGUUCUUUGGAGCCCAUCGUGACGAAAAUUCAAGGUGACACAGAACGCCACUUUGCUCUUUCUGUUCUGUGAGCAACUGAUUAUAUCUGAUUUUGUCCUGAAGAUUGAUGAAAGCGAUGGCGUCGAGAGAAGCAACCUCUAGCACCAGCACUGCAGCUUUGACGGUGCAAGAGUACCUGGACAAGCACCAGCUCUCGCUGAGGAUCGAGGAGGCGGUCAAUGCAGCGGUCAGGGCACGAGCAGAGGAGCCUGUGAGCUAUCUGGCGGACGUAUUGAGGCGUGCGGCCCCCGCUGUCAUCACCAAGGUCAGGGCUCGCCAGAUCUAUGACAGCAGGGGCGUCCCCACCAUAGAGGUCGAUGUGCAGACAAGGAAAGGGUCUUUUCGAGCGGCGGUCCCGAGCGGAGAGGCCACCAGGGGGCACGACACUUCCGACGAAGAUGCCUCAAAGUCCCCACCCAGUAGUGUGAGCCAAGCGAUUGCGAUUGUCAACACCGUUCUUGCGCCGCCGCUCAUCGGGAAGGACCCUACAAAGCAGGUGGAGAUCGACCAGCUGAUCUGCAGAGUGCUUGAAAAGAGCGGAGACAAGACGGGAGGUGGGGCGAGCGCGAUCCUGGCGGUGUCUUUGGCAGUGUGUCGAGCGGGUGCUGCGGAAAAGGGCGUUCCGCUCUACCAGCACAUUGCUGAGCUGGCAGCCAACAUUCGACUAGUCCUCCCAGUUCCCGCUUUUACCGUCAUCAACGGGGGGCGCCAUGCAGGGAAUAAACUGGCGUGUCAGGACUUCACGAUCCUCCCAGUGGGCGCAGACAGCUUUGCGUCCGCGAUGCGAAUGGGCACCGAGACGUACCACCAGCUGCGGACCGUGAUCAAGGAGAAGUACCCGGCCGAUCCGUGUUCCAUAGGGGACGAGGGCGGCUAUGCUCCAAGCAUCUCGAGUGGGAGGGAGGCUCUUGACCUUAUCGUGGCUGCGAUUGAUCGGGCUGGAGGAACGGGGAGGGUCAAGAUCGGCCUGGAUGUCGUCGCAAGCAAUCUCUUCACUGAGGCAAAGGUAUACGACCUCGACUACAAGACGCCAAACAACGACGGGAAGCAGAAGAAGACGGGGGCCGACCUGAUGACGUCAUAUAAGGAGCUAUGCGCAGCAUAUCCGAUUGUGUCGGUGGGGGAUCCCUUCGACCGAACCGACUGGGAGAACACCAAGGGCCUCAACGCUGCUGACGUGUGCCAGGUAGUCGGGGACGAGUUGCUGGAGAGCAAUGUGAAGACGAUUGCAGCGGCCGUGCAGGGCAAGUGGUGCAAUGGGCUCUUAGUCAAGGUACACGAUGCGGGAACGGUAUCUGCAACCAUCGAUGCUGUGCGAACGGCUAAGGAGGCGGGCUGGGGCGUCAUGGUGGGUCAUGGGAGUGGAGAGACGGACGAUGCGUUCAUUGCUGACCUGGCAGUGGGGCUCGCGGCGGGGCAGUUCAAAGCGGGGGCGCCCUGCCAGAGCGAACGGCUCGCAAAGUACAAUCAGCUCUUGCGGAUAGAGGAACAACUCGGAGACAAGGCGAUCUACGGCGGCGAAGAUUUCCGGCACAUACCCUGGGUUACUCCGAGCCCGCCAAGCAGACCGGCGAUACCCCCAGUGCCAUACCGGGAGAUUGCACCGAACCAUUCCUGAUUUUAGAGAUCAACAGCAAUAUAUUCGACAUACAGACCAAAGAAUCAUUCUGUAGUAGCAUAGUCCUGGCGUACGGUUUUCUUAUGAAUUCGGCAAGCUCUCCGACACUUUUGUCAUACUGGUACUAGCAUGCGUACACUCCGACCAGUACUGACAAGCUAGCAAGUUGCUCAUGCAACGAGCAGAGUCAAAAAGGUCAGAAUAGUAGGCUUUUCUCUAUGAUCGUUCUCACAAUUUGUAGCACUGAUAGACCGGACCGCCCUGUUGCUAGAACCAAUCUGUUCCAUAAGGGACAUCAAGUUGCGCAUGAGCCGGGCCUGGCAUGUGAUCGUUCGAC
Klebsormidium nitens is the source of this 2123-nucleotide messenger RNA. The record is from the annotation of a GenBank genome assembly. Lineage: Eukaryota; Viridiplantae; Streptophyta; Klebsormidiophyceae; Klebsormidiales; Klebsormidiaceae.